Messenger RNA from Oncorhynchus gorbuscha (pink salmon), 1009 nucleotides. Its product is annotated as tumor protein D53 homolog. Gene Ontology annotation, cellular component: cytoplasm. The transcript has 8 exons. Gene Ontology annotation, biological process: positive regulation of MAP kinase activity; positive regulation of apoptotic signaling pathway. The record is from RefSeq and is a predicted model, not a curated record. Lineage: Eukaryota; Metazoa; Chordata; Actinopteri; Salmoniformes; Salmonidae. The coding region runs from base 158 to 775 and encodes 205 amino acids.
GGACGCUCCGCCCAUGGAGGCGGUAGGGUAAUAACAGAGUGAAGGAAAUCGUGUAAAGACUGGCAUCUGACAGCGCAGCAGUAAGCUACGGCCAAAGUGUUGUUUGCUAUAUUUGUUAUAUUUACUUGAAGUAGCCAACUGCUUCAGAUUGUUUCGAAUGGAGACCAGACAACAGGAAAGAGGACAAGGACAUAUCAGGACAGGUCUGUUGGACCCAGAGCCUGUAACUGAAGUAGAUGAAGAGAUGGUGUCAGAUGUGGACCUCAACAACACUCUGACUGAAGAGAGGGAGGAAAUAUUGAGUGAACUCACAAAGUUAGAGGAAGACAUCUCCACCCUUAGGCAAGUGUUGGCCUCCAAAGAGAAACACCACUCAGAGCUCAAAGCCAAACUGGGUAUAACACCACUCAUUGAGUUCAAACAGAACUUCAACAGGAGCUGGUAUGACAUGCAGACUUCCACUGUGUACAAAAAGACAUCGGAGACGUUGAGCACGGCAGGGCAGAAAACGUCAGCAGCGUUCACCACACUGGGAACAGCCAUCAGCAGGAAGUUUGGGGAUAUGAGAUCAAAUUCACUUGGGAACUCGCCCAGUUUCAAGUCCUUUGAGGAGAAGGUUGAAUGCACCGUUUCCAACAUAAAGCAGACCAAGGUGGGAAGCCAAGGGCGUGGAGGGAGUUUUGAGGAGGUGUUGUCUUCAGCCGCUCACGCCAGUGCCCAAGAAACCCCCAGCAACAACAUGUCCAAGAGCAGUGAUCAUGAGAGGACCUGCUAGACCAGUCUGAACCACUCUACUACCUCCCCAGACCAGGAUUAGCACUCUACUGCCCCUCACUGGCCCAGAGGCCACAUUACCUGAUGUGGAGUGCAUGACAUAGGCCUAUCUAACCAAAGCCCCAUCAGUACCAACACACAUGUAUAUUAUCUACCUGCUACUUACAUUUACUUAUUACUUACUUAGCUUUAUAUGUGUUUCCAUACAACAUCAUAAAGAAAUAUUGUGAUACUG